AUGAUUGAUGGUUCUGAAAAGCUAAAGGCCUUGCAGUGGAACUGUCGUUCAUCUUUUGCAGUUCUUGUAGACUCAUCUAUUAGAAGAUGGAGUUCACUGAAAAGUUAUGCUUUGGUAAAGUUCAAGCCAUAUUACAUAUAUGUUCGUCCUACUUAUGCCUUGUAUGGGCUGCGGGUGCCGGUUGUUCCCAGCCAUGUUCAUUCUAUCAAUGAUUCGGUUACAGCAGAGGAGCCUGCCGACAAAUACACGUUCAUUAUCCGGCAGCUAGUUAAAAGGAGGACGGUCAGUGUUUCCGACAUUAGUGACUGCCCCAAGUUUGACCUUAUCCUUCUUGGCAUGGGCCACGAUGGUCACGUUGCCUCACCAUUUCCUAAUCAUGCAGUGCUCGACGAGAAGGACGAAUGGGUGACUUUUAUCACCGAUUCCCCCGAACCACCACUCGAGAGGAUAACAUUAACUUUGCCUGUCAUCAAUUCAGCAUCCAACCUUGCAAUAGUCGUGACGGGUGAGAGCAAAGCAGAGGCCGUGCACUUGGCAAUCGAUAACAUUGGACGUGACAGCCCGUCGCUGCCUGCACGGUUAGUCCAGCCUGUCAUCAAUUCAGCAUCCAACGUUGCAAUCGUCGUGAAAGGGAAGUUGGUAUGGUUUUUGGACAAACCAGCUGCAUCGAAACUGGACGGUCUCCAAUUUUCCGAGUAGGGUCGAGUUUGUUUCGCGCAUAAGUGUAUGCUUGUAUGUAGCUGAGGGUUUUCAAACCUCUCAUUUUGGGUUCUUUCUUCCUCUCUUUUCAUUUUGAGAUGGCAAAGUUGAAUCCUUAUUUGUAAGGAGAGGAAGAUAA
Molecule: messenger RNA, 838 nt
Organism: Hibiscus syriacus
Lineage: Eukaryota; Viridiplantae; Streptophyta; Magnoliopsida; Malvales; Malvaceae
Product: probable 6-phosphogluconolactonase 2
Exons: 3
Coding region: 1-699 (232 amino acids)
Biological process (GO): pentose-phosphate shunt; carbohydrate metabolic process
Molecular function (GO): 6-phosphogluconolactonase activity
Source: RefSeq, a predicted model, not a curated record